This is a messenger RNA of Sphenostylis stenocarpa, 774 nucleotides long. Lineage: Eukaryota; Viridiplantae; Streptophyta; Magnoliopsida; Fabales; Fabaceae. The record is from the annotation of a GenBank genome assembly.
AUGAUUAACUUCAUUCACACAGUCACAGUAAUGGCUUCUGCAAGUAACUCCAAUCCAAAUCCAAAUCCAAAUCCAAAUCCAUAUCCAUGGACCCCAAAGGAUUGUUCUGAAGGAAUCUGCAGCAUCUACUGUCCCCAGUGGUGUUACAUAGUGUACUCUCCUCCCCCUCCUUCACUCUUCCUUGGUGGUGAUGGGGAUGAUGAUCCUUCAGGCUUUGAGUUCUCUCCUCUCAUAGUUGCUGUGAUUGGAAUAUUAGCCAGCACUUUCAUCUUGGUCACUUACUACACCAUCAUCUCAAGGUUCUGCAGGCGCAGCAGUAUGCACACCAAUGAUCCAGCAGAAGAUGGGAGCAGUGAACUUGCUCAGGUUUCUUCCUCUUCCAAUUCUGGUCUGGAUGAUGCUCUAAUCAAGGCCAUCACAGUUUGCAAGUAUAACAAAGGUGGAGGGGUGGUGGAGGGUAAUGAUUGUUCAGUUUGUUUGAGUGAGUUUGAAGAGAAUGAGAGCUUGAGAUUGUUGCCAAAAUGCAACCAUGCUUUUCAUCUCCCUUGUAUUGAUACUUGGCUCAAAUCUCAUGCCACUUGCCCCUUGUGCCGUUCCACCAUCACCUUUGUUUCUCCAAAUCCAGCCAUGGAACCACCACCAAGAGUCAUUGUUAAUGCCUUGGAAUACCAGCAAAGAAUUAGCCAUGUUGUUGUUGUGGUUGUUCAGAGCUCUGAGCAACAGGAGAAGGUGGUAAGUUUUGAUUCUCACACUUUGAAUGGGAGUGAGGAUUGA